AUGUAUGAAAAGGUUGCUGCCGGGAAGAGUGGAUGUUGUUGGGAGCUUUUUCAAGCUUACAGGCACCUCGAAUCUCUCGGGUACAUAAUUGCGCGGCACAAUGUUGCUUGGAGUUUGAAGAGUAUCGGCAAUUCAGUUAAAUGUGCUGAUCUUGAAGGAACAGAAGAAUGCAAGCAGUUAGUAUACGUGGUUUACACAGUCGAGGUUUCCAUUGAUAAGUUAUUUGGUGACUUGAAGAUUAAUGAUUUGAAGCCGGGUUUUGAUGUUUAUCUUCCAAACAACAGGUUUAGAAAGUCUUCUCCUGGUCAUCCAAAUUUUCUGCUCUACUUGUCUAUGUAA
This is a messenger RNA of Vicia villosa (hairy vetch), 339 nucleotides long. RefSeq lists its product as uncharacterized. The coding region runs from base 1 to 339 and encodes 112 amino acids. Gene Ontology annotation, cellular component: tRNA-intron endonuclease complex. The record is from RefSeq and is a predicted model, not a curated record. NCBI's taxonomy places the organism in Eukaryota, Viridiplantae, Streptophyta, Magnoliopsida, Fabales, Fabaceae. Gene Ontology annotation, biological process: tRNA-type intron splice site recognition and cleavage. The transcript has a single exon.